CAAGGGACAUAUGACACAUUUCUUCAAAAUUUUCAAAAAACAAACUUUUGAAAAAUUUAAACCUACUACUUUGACAGUAUAUCUCGCGCCCAAUCCAAUAAAAUACAAAAAAAAAAAAAAAUGGAGCAGCAAAGAAAACAUCUCUACCUCCUGGAGGUCGUUGUCAAACGAGUCACGAUAUAUCCAAAAGUACUUCUGCAAAGCUUUUCCUUUGACCCUGCCCAGAUCACAGAGCUACCAAUCCUUGUUAAAGUCAAUUUCUCGAGUUUCUUCAAUGUAGAAAUUGACAAAGACGGAAAGCUUGGGCAUUGCAAAGUGAAGCUGCCGAAGGAUAAGAGGCCUCCUACUCCAGCUGAUGUGGAAUCAGAUAAUGAAGAAGCCUCUGGUAAGUCCUGCAUCUUUCCUCUCUCAAGUGAAUACAUGGAAAAAGAAAUACGCGAGACGCCAAUGUACCUUAACUGUUUUACAAAAACAGAAGGGAACAUGUCACCAAUUUUACUAGGUAGAACAAAAAUCAACCUCGGUUCUAGCUUUCUUGAAACAGUGUGCCGUGGUAGAUUACCGGCUUUUCUGCCAGCCUCUUUGACAGUCGAUACGACUGAGAAAUUGACCAACAUAUUCGGUGAAGAGAGCGGAAGCGCUGACAUCUCAAUUCGACUGUCCUGUUUUGGUAAUGCACUCUUAAGUGACUUCAGGUCUCUGUCUCCAAUGAUGAAUACUGAAUUCGUGAACAAGGAACAAUUUACAAAACAGGUUAAGGGUAACUGUAACAUUCUGAAAGAAAGGAUUUUUCCAUGCCUUUGCUGAUCUUCCAAUUAGCUGAAACCAUUCACUGAUGGGCAACAUAAAAGUUAUCCUCUCAAUAAUUCAAUUAAAAUAAAGUAUCUUGUCUAUGCAUAAUUUGUAACCUGUAAACCUUAUUAAAUGACAGAUAAUGAUACUGAAAAAUGUUUUUAAAAAAAAUAAAGAGCCACCAAUAAGAAAUUUA
Cimex lectularius (bed bug) is the source of this 988-nucleotide messenger RNA. RefSeq lists its product as uncharacterized. The transcript is spliced from 3 exons. Bases 121 to 807 code for a protein of 228 amino acids. The record is from RefSeq and is a predicted model, not a curated record. Lineage: Eukaryota; Metazoa; Arthropoda; Insecta; Hemiptera; Cimicidae.